Molecule: messenger RNA, 6836 nt
Organism: Cyprinus carpio (common carp)
Lineage: Eukaryota; Metazoa; Chordata; Actinopteri; Cypriniformes; Cyprinidae
Gene: grin2ba
Product: glutamate receptor ionotropic, NMDA 2B-like
Exons: 19
Coding region: 1645-6501 (1618 amino acids)
Biological process (GO): long-term synaptic potentiation; monoatomic ion transport; excitatory postsynaptic potential
Cellular component (GO): postsynaptic membrane; plasma membrane; NMDA selective glutamate receptor complex
Molecular function (GO): transmitter-gated monoatomic ion channel activity involved in regulation of postsynaptic membrane potential; NMDA glutamate receptor activity
Source: RefSeq, a predicted model, not a curated record
GCACUCGAGUGUGUGUGUGUUUGGCGCAGUCAUACAGAUGCAGUGUAUGUGUGUGUGUGUGUGUGUGACCCAACAGCAGCAUGUGAGCGCGGGCGCGCGCACCAGUGUGAGUGUGUGUGUGCUGCGAGCAGGUGUUUUCGCGAGGCGUCAGAGAGAGGGACACACACACACACACACCCUCCAAAAAGAGCAGCAGCACGGAGGCGGCUGGACUAUUCGCCCUUUUCUUUGUUUUUUCGUUCUUCUUCUUCCUCAUCGUGAUCGUGGGAGGUGCUUUGUCCUCUCAUCUGCUCGCGCUGUCCAUCAUCUGCCUUCUCUCCUGUUUCUCCAUCUCUCUCAUCUAUAGUUUCUCUGAUUUGUGAGCAGCCGGAGGUUUUGGAAGGACUGUGUGUUCUUUACCUCUUGUUCUCCCUUUCUCCUCCUCUUCCUCCUUUGAUUGUUUGACUUGUAGGUAGGUUGAUUUGUGUUCACUGUAGUGUGUGUGAGUGUGUGAGUGUUCUGUUUUCAAACCACACACAUGAACACACACAUGCAGUAUGUGACGUAGAGAGACAGACAGACGUGUGUCCUACUUCAGUCAGGUGUGUGUGUGUGUGUGUGUGUGUGUGUGUGAUCACACAUUUUAUAAUACACUCAUCUUUCUCCCUCUCUCUCUUCAUUCUACUGGUCUCUUACCUGUGUGUGUUUGCACGCAUCAGUCUAACACACACCCUUCAUAAUCCUACACAAACCAUUAUCUCUGGUCUUUCUGGUCAUUUUUCCCUGUGUUUCAUUCAUUGAUCUGCCGCUCUUUCUGAUAUUACGCUGUUAUUCACGCAUCAGCGCUCGUGUGUGUGUGUGUGAGAGAGAGAGAGAGUAAUUAACCUAUUCAUUAAUAGAGAGUAUCAUCGGACCACGCAAAGUCUGUGUGUGUGUGUGUGUGUGUGUGUGUGCGCGCGCGCGCGCGCGCGACGCGCUUCGCCUCCAUCACCCUCAGCGUGUCUCUCCGCGGUCGUAUAGAUCUGUGUCUGACAGGAAUGGCGCUGGGUGAGCGUUUGGAUGCAGCUCUUCUCUUCUGUUUCUCCUGAGGAGACUCGCUUCAUUCAUGAGUCUGGACUGCGCUGCGUCUCCAGAUGAGCAAACACACGCGCCUCUUUCUGCUCUUUUACAAUUGGACUAAAUGCGGAGUGAAGCCGUUUCAGCAGAGGUGAAUGUGAACGGGACGCCGGAUCCGCCGGAGGACGUGCGCGCGACCGAGACUUCGGCUGAUCGGGGAAGCAAUGUGAGAGUGAACGGCUGAACGGAGCAGUGCUGUAGUGGAGGAGACGCAGCCCUGUCCCCUGCCAUGCGCCUCAUUCACACCUGUUUAUACCUGCCAGACGCACGGCGAGCGACACUCCAGACACCUGAGAGACACCAACACAAACACCUCCGUGCAGCCGUCGCAUCCUCACCCAGAACACUCUGAAAACCAGGACGCUGAAGAUCAGCAGCUUCAGAGGACAAACACACACAAACACACUUACAAGAACAGAGAGAAAUACUGCAGACCGAAUGCUAUCAGUGUCCACAGUAGGGUAUGAGAACGCUACAGCAUCAUGUGGUUUCUGAGAUGGAGGAGUGAGAGUUCGGCUGAAAACACACGAGGUUUUUCGCUCCUCCAUCAUGUCCAUCUGCAUUUCCCGUGGCUUAGCUCCACCCUCUCAGGCAAGGUGGGCGUGGCUUCAUGCACUGGCUCCGCCCCCGCGUCACUGGCCCUGCCCGUCGCUGCAGCAGCUGUUGGCCGUGUGUCUGCUGCUGCUGCUGCCGCCGCUGGCUGUCCAAUCACGGCGCGAGCGGGGCGGAGGGGGCGUGGCCCACUACAUCCCAUCAUCAGUGGCGCAUUAUCCGCCCGUCUCCAAGCUGCUGCAAGGCCUGAGCAUCGCGGUGGUGCUGGUGGGGAACUCCAGUGAGGUGGCGCUCGCCGGCACGCGCGAUAAAGACGACUUUGGCCACAUGCCGCUGGCGCCCAGUGUUGAGAUGCUCACCAUGAACGAGACGGACCCCAAGAGCAUCAUCAAGAGCAUCUGCGACCUGAUGACGGAGCACUGGCUGCAGGGCGUGGUGUUCGGAGACGACACCGACCAGGAGGCCAUCGCACAGAUCCUGGACUUCAUCUCCGCGCAGACACACAUCCCCAUCCUGGGCGUGAAGGGAGGCUCCUCCAUGAUCAUGGCCGCAAAGGACGAUGACUCCAUGUUCUUUCAGUUCGGACCCUCCAUCGAGCAGCAGGCGUCCGUCAUGCUCAACAUCAUGGAGGAGUACGACUGGUACAUCUUCUCCAUCGUCACCACAUACUACCCCGGCUACCAGGACUUUGUUACUAAGAUCCGCAGCACCAUCGAGAACAGUUUUGUGGGCUGGGAGCUGGAGGAGGUGCUGCUGCUGGACAUGUCUGUGGACGAUGGAGACGCCAAGAUCCAGAACCAGCUGAAGAAGCUGCAGAGCCCCGUCAUCCUGCUCUACUCCACCAAAGAGGAGGCCAACAUCAUCUUCGAGGUGGCACACUCGGUGGGCCUGACGGGCUACGGCUACACCUGGAUCGCCCCGUCUCUGGUGGCGGGAGACGCCGACCACAUCCCGGCCGAGUUUCCCACGGGCAUGAUCUCGGUGUCGUAUGAUGAGUGGGAUUAUGGGUUGGAGGCGCGUGUGCGUGACGGUGUAGCUGUGAUCGCGUCAGCGACGUCCACCAUGAUGAAGGACCGCGGGCCGGACACGCUACUGAAGUCUGAGUGCCACGGGGCCCCUGACAAGAAGAGCCCCAUCACAAGAAACAACAAUGAAGUGCUCAGGUAUCUGAUGAACGUGACGUUCGAGGGCCGGAAUCUCUCCUUCAGUGAGGAUGGCUAUCAGAUGCACCCCAAACUGGUGAUCAUCCUGCUGAACAAGGACAGACAGUGGGACAGAGUGGGUAAGUGGGAGAACGGCUCUCUGUCGAUGAAGUUUCACGUGUGGCCACGUUUCGAGCUCUAUUCUGGGACGGAGGGCCGUGAAGACGAUCAUCUGUCCAUCGUCACGCUGGAGGAGGCUCCGUUUGUGAUGGUGGAGGACGUGGAUCCGCUCAGCGGCACCUGCAUGAGGAACACGGUUCCCUGCCGAAAGCAGCUCAAAUCACUGAAUCAGACGGGGGAUUCUGGUAUCUACAUUAAGCGCUGCUGUAAAGGCUUCUGUAUCGACAUCCUGAAGAAGAUCGCCAAGUCUGUGAAGUUCACCUACGACCUUUAUCUGGUCACCAACGGCAAACACGGCAAGAAGAUCAACGGCACGUGGAACGGGAUGGUGGGAGAGGUGGUGCUGAAGAACGCUCACAUGGCCGUCGGCUCAUUGACCAUCAAUGAGGAGAGGUCAGAGGUCAUCGAUUUCUCCGUGCCCUUCAUUGAGACAGGCAUCAGUGUCAUGGUCUCACGGAGCAAUGGCACCGUGUCUCCAUCUGCGUUCCUCGAGCCAUUCAGUGCUGAUGUCUGGAUCAUGAUGUUCGUCAUGCUCCUGCUGGUUUGUGCCAUCGCAGUGUUUGUGUUUGAAUACUUCAGUCCCGUGGGCUACAAUCUCCGUCUCAUCGACGGCAGAGAGGCCGGAGGUCCAUCGUUCACCAUUGGAAAGGCCAUCUGGCUUCUCUGGGGUUUGGUCUUCAAUAACUCCGUCCCUGUGCAAAACCCCAGAGGAACCACCAGCAAGAUUAUGGUGUCUGUCUGGGCCUUCUUUGCUGUGAUUUUCUUGGCCAGCUAUACAGCUAACCUGGCUGCAUUUAUGAUUCAGGAAGAGUACGUGGACCAGGUGUCGGGCCUCAGCGACAAAAAGUUUCAGAGACCUAAUGACUUCUCCCCGCCGUUUCGCUUUGGGACGGUGCCAAAUGGCAGCACCGAGAGAAAUAUCCGCAAUAACUACAGAGAGAUGCACUCCUACAUGGUCAAAUUCCACCAGCGAAAUGUGGAUGAAGCUCUGUUCAGUCUGAAAACAGGGAAGCUGGAUGCCUUCAUUUACGAUGCUGCCGUGCUGAAUUACAUGGCGGGCAGAGAUGAGGGCUGUAAGCUGGUCACCAUUGGCUCUGGGAAAGUGUUCGCUUCCACUGGCUAUGGUAUCGCCAUCCAGAAAGACUCCGGUUGGAAGAGACAGGUGGACCUUGCCAUUCUGCAGCUCUUUGGAGACGGUGAUAUGGAGGAGUUUGAGGCUCUCUGGCUCACCGGGAUCUGCCACCAUGAGAAAAAUGAAGUGAUGAGCAGUCAGCUGGACGUGGACAAUAUGGCGGGUGUGUUCUACAUGCUGGGUGCUGCCAUGGCUCUGUCUCUCAUCACCUUCAUCGCUGAGCACGUCUUCUACUGGCACCUGCGCUUCUGCUUCAUUGGCGUUUGUUCUGGGAAACCAGGGUUCACCUUCACCAUCAGCAGGGAAAUUUAUAGCUGUAUUCAUGGAGUUGAAAUCGAAGAUAAGAGUUCAGCACUGAAUUCACCCUCUGCUACCAUGAACAACACCCACUCAAAUAUUCUCCGUCUGCUGCGCACCGCCAAGAACAUGGCAUCUCUUUCCGGUGUCAACGGUUCCCCACACAGUGCACUUGACUUCAUCCGCCGAGAAUCCUCUGUGUAUGACAUCAGCGAGCACUGCCGCAGUCUGGCCGGACACUCAGACUGCAAGGCCCCAUACCUGCCCGAGGACAACAUGUUCAGCGACUACAUCAGUGAGGUGGAGCGCACCUUUGGCAACCUGCACCUGAAGGACAGUAACCUGUACCAGGACCACUACCUGCACCACCAUGGAGGCUCAACCCUGAGGCUGCUGGGCCCAUCCCCUAACCGGCCCCACAGCCUGGGCUCCAGCAGUUCUCUGGAGGGCGGCAUGUUUGACUGCGAUAGCCUGGGCGGUGGUAUGGCCCCCAUCUUUAGCACACAGACGCGUUCUGCCCUGACCCACAAGAACAUGAGCAAAUUCGACCUGCUGCAGAGCCAGGCUCCUCCGUCUGGGCCAGGCUUGAAGCAGGGACUGGCCGACCUGUAUGGAAAAUUCUCCUUCAAAGGCGGAGCUUCCAGUUCCGGAUAUAUUGCAGGGCAUGACCGGUUUUGUGGUGGUGCAGACGAUGGAAACAUCCAUUCUGACGUGUCUGACAUUUCCACUCAUACUGUGACCUAUGGCAAUCUGGAGGGCAAUGCUAAGAAACGCAAGCAGUAUAGAGACAGCCUGAAGAAGCGGCCUGCCUCUGCAAAGUCCCGCCGAGAACUCGACGAGAUCGAGCUGGGUUACCGCCGCCGCCACCACCACGGCCACCACCAUCAUCACCACGGGCACCGCUCGGCUUCACCUCCAUCUGAGCGCAAGCGAGGAGGUGGCGUGAGCUCAACCUCAUAUCUGUUACAAGACAAGGAAAGCCUGAGGGAUUUCUACCUGGACCAGUUCCGGCCCAAAGAAGGAAUCCCGCAGUGGGAGCAUGUGGAUCUUACAGAUGGUCCCAUUGGGGGAGGAGGAGGCAACUGCACCAGCCUGGUGUCUGUGGAUGACUUCCUGAAGGGAAAACCCAAGAAGCCGGACAACAAAAGUGGGAGCAGUGAGUGGGAAUGUCGUAGUUGUCGUGCCAGCAGUGCGGGCAGCAAGCAGACAGCCCUGCAUGGAGGAGGACUUCUGCACAUGGGUGGGACGGGCUACGUAGGCAGUGGCUGUGUGGCAUCAGGGGGUGGAGGAGGGGUUGGGAGCAGCCGCCCCAGUUCAGCCACUUGUAUGCGGUGCGAAGCCUGCAAGAAGUCAGGCAACCUGUAUGACAUCAGCGAGGACAGUAACCACCUGUUGGAGCAACUAGGCGGCAGUAGGGGUCAGACACCAGCGCAACGCCGCAGGGCCUUCAGUGGGAAACCGCUACGCCGGCAACAUUCCUAUGACACCUUUGUGGACCUGCAGAGAGAAGAGUUAGGCAUGCCGCUGGGGUUCGGCGGCCCCGGGGCACUGCCGCCACCACGCAGCGUGAGCCUCAAGGAGAGGGAGCGCUGUAUAGAUGCCUCUAGACCCUUCGCACACAUAUUUGAGCAUCCACGAGGUCCCGAUCAGGAGAUGGACCGCAACCCGCUGUUCUAUGGAGACGCAGAGAGGGGCAUGGGAUCGCCUUUUGGGUUGUUCAGAGUGGGGGAGAAUGCACCUCAUGGAGGACUCAUGGAGGGGCCAGCUCACUCCUUAUCCAAAUCUCUCUAUCCUGACCGAACUGACCACAACCCCUUCAUCCCUACAUUUGGAGAUGACCAGUGUCUGCUGCAUGGUGCCAAGUCCUACUAUAUCACCAAGCAACAGCAGCACAGCGAAUUGCUGAGCCCCAUGGGCGUGACCUCCUUCCUGCCGGCAUCGGCCACCUCAGGGGUCAUGUCUAACUUGGCUCCACACUUUCCUGCGGAGUUAUGCAUGGGGAACCACCACACCAGCAAGCUCAGUCUCGGUCCACCUCAACCUUUCAAUGGAAGCAAUGGACACGUGUACGAGAAACUCUCUAGCAUAGAGUCUGACGUGUGAGAAAGAGCAAGAAGCACGGUAAAGAAUGGAGAAACAUUCUGUUAGCACUCCACAGCCAGAUUUUAGCAGAACACGCAGAACUUGAGAGAAUUGAAAAUGUCAUUUCCUGUGAAGUUCACAUUUACACCAGUGGGCUCAUCUCCACGAGCUGGUGAGAACAAAAGCAUGUCCAUCUGCCGAGUGUGUGCACGAAAAAGAACAGGAGAGCAGAUGGCCUGUUUCACCUACGUCCCUCGCAAUCACACUGGAACAGCCCUGUCCUGUACUCUUGUCUUUUGUAAAGAUACAAUCAUGAAAGCAUAAUAAAUGCUCAUUGAUUUUUUUUUUGUUUGUUU